GUUGAAGAAGGGGAAAAAUUGGUUAGGAGACACAAAUCAAAAUGUGCAGUUGACUCUUUAUUUUUAAAUUUUGCCAUGCAUUCUGUUAGGAUGGAGGCGUGUGAAUGUCUUCCUACGCGUAACGUUUCAUCAAAAGAGAUGCUACAGUCAUCUUUUCUGCCAAGGCCAUUUGAAUCUGUGGUUGGUUCCUUUAAAUCUUCUAAAUGUCCAACUCCGAAAGAAAAGUCUGAGUCUGGAGUGGAUGAUAAUAUUUUUGAAGAAGAGCGACUAAUUCCAAAAAACGUGAAGGUCAAACAAGACAGUUUCUUGUUGAAUAGCAAGAACAAGAAAAAAAACAAAGGAUGUACUGAUGUCAAAACAGCUCCACAUGUUAAAGAAAAAUCCAAGAGCUCAAUGCAAGAGCCUGAAAAAUACAGAAGACUCGGUAAGGAGGUGUUCUCAAGGAUUUUGUCUUGGCAAUUUCACAACUUCCGGAUGCUCCUGGGGAGUGACCUGCUCUUAUUCAGUAAUGAAAAGUAUGUUCCGGUGAGCUUGCAUUUGUGGGAUGUUUCUCGGAAGGUGACUUCUCUGACAUGGCUUGAAGCCUGGAUUGAUAAUGUAAUGGCUAGUGUGCCUGAAUUGACAAUUUGUUAUCAUCAAGAUGGUGUUGUUCAGGGUUAUGAGCUACUAAAGACGGAUGAUAUAUUUAUUUCAAAAGGAGUAUCGGAAGAUGGUACACCUGCUUUUCAUCCACAUGUCGUCCAACAAAAUGGUCUUUCUGUUUUGAGGUUUCUUCAGGAAAACUGCAAGCAAGACCCUGGUGCUUAUUGGCUUUACAAAAGCUCUGGAGAAGAUGCCAUCCAACUCUUUGAUCUUUGUGUGAUUAACAACAACUGUUCAACCGGAGAACCCAAUGACAGUGCAAACUCUCUGCCCUCUAUGCUUCAUAGAGGGAGAAAUAAUUCCUUACUUUCACUAGGAAUUCUUUUGUACCGUAUUGCACAUAGGCUAUCACUUUCUAUGUCUCCUAAUAAUCGGGCCAGAUGUGCUAUGUUCUUUAGGAAGUGUCUUGACUUCUUGGAUGACCCAGAUUAUUUGGUUUUGAGGUCAUUAGCUCAUGAACAAUAUGCCAGAUUUCUGUUAAAAUAUGAUGAAGAACUUGAGUUGGCAUCUGAGGGAGUUCCUGUGGAAUCUAAGGUAGUCAUUGUGAGUGCUGAAGAAAAAUCUUUUGACUAUUUCAACAACAAAUCUGAAUCAAUUGUCUUGGAUAUGUUAUACUCUCCUGGUGUGCAAGAAGGAUUUAAUGGAUGUGGAGGCACAUACACAAUGAAAGAAUCCCAGAAGACAAAGAGUAAGUCAUGGUAUGAUGACGAAGAAUCAUCAGUUUGUGAAUUGGCGAAAACUUCAGCUGAUGUAAUUCAAACUAUUGUUGAUCCAAUCACAUCGAAGUUAGCUGCAGUGUAUCACGUCUCCCAAGCCAUUAAAUCUCUGAGAUGGAAACGCCAAAUGCAAAGCACUAGUUCAUCUGUUGAAAAUAGUGCAUUCCCUUCAACUGUGGACUCCUCUGUAUGUGAUUGUGGCAAUGCUGACUGUAUUGAAGCUUGUGAUAUUCGGGAAUGGCUUCCGACAUCUAAGUUGGAUGAUAAAUUAUGGAAACUGGUUCUUUUGCUUGGAGAAACAUACAUAGCCCUUGGAGAAUGUUAUAAAGACGAGGAUCAACUCCGUCAAGCUCUAAAGAUUGUAAAACUAGCAUCUUUAGUCUAUGGAUCUAUGCCUCAGUACCGCGAAGAUUCAACAUUCAUUUCUUCAAUAAUUUGUUGUUUGGACACUGAGCCCAGUGAUGUUAUUGAAGUGAAAUCUAGUUUGCCGUCUUAUCUAUUCUGGGUGAAAGCAUGGACUUUAGUAGGGGAUAUUUAUAUCAAGUUCCACAUGACAAAAGUUCAAGAGAGAAAAAUGUCUAACAGAGUAUUAAACAUAUCUUCAAUGGUGCUGAAAGAGGUCAAACACUUGAAGAAAAAGUUAGGGCAGUUCAGACAGGACUGCAGUUCGUGUUCUUUAAUAAACUGUAGCUGUCAGGUUGAUCGGGUAAUUAGCAACAGCAAUGCAAGUAGUAGUAGCAAAAGCAAUGCAAGUAGUAGUAACGACAAUUCGCGUUUGUUAGGUUACGGAAAGAAACAAAAUAAAAUAGCUUAUGGAAGGAAUUCUAAACCGGUCAUCACAUUUUCAGAACAACAAACAAGAAAUAGUGACAUUUUCAAGUUUUUGUCGGGUCCACCUGUAACCAGAGAUUCUGAAUACAAUCUUUCUACCUCACUAAUUUGUUAUGAAGAGGCUGAAAAAGUCUUGGGUGAAUGUAGAGAUGGAUUAUCGGAGAAGCAGUCUUUGCUAAAAAAGAAAGGUUGGGUUUAUAAUAACCUCGGAAUGAAGAGACUAGACAACAAGACAGAAUUAAAGAAGACAGAAAAUGCAUUUAUUCAGUCUAUUAUUUGUUUUAGACAAAUUUUUAAUCAUAGCACAAUAGUAUUCAAUUACUGUAGUCUGGGUUCCAUAAGGCUACAAUUGGCUGAAAAUAUUUUGAAAGGGGAAAAGGAAGGUGAUGCGAAACUUGAAUACUGUAAUUCUUUGAAAUAUUAUAUAGCAGCAAAGAGGGAGCUAACUGCUAUAGUGGAUGAAUGUGAGAGGAACAGGAUUAGGAGUUACGCAAUUCUGCCAUUAGCUAAAAUAUAUAUGAAGCUUGGCCUACUUCUAGCCAAAGAAGAUACGAAAGUAGAGAUUUUUGAUGAUUUUGUUGAUAUUGAAAAAAAGAAAGAAGUGUCAGCAGAGUAUGCUAUUAAAGAAUCUUUAUUGUUAUAUGAGUCAAUGGGUGAGCUGAAUAAGCAAGAAGUUGCUAAUGGAUAUAUGGAACUUGGUAAAUAUUAUAGGGUGCAUUGCUUAAAGUUUAAGGUAGCUGGCAUUUUACAAGAGGUGGAGGAGUAUGUUUCCUUAGUUCAAAGUAAUUGGAAAAAAUGUAUGGACUUUUAUAGAGCUGAUACCUAUCCUAUGAUCCACUUCAGGCUAUUAGUGGAAAGAGUUGAUGUUUAUCUAAGUUUAUUUGAUUAUCAUAACUCAUAUGCGGUACUAGAAACUGCUUUUAGUCUACUGCUUGAAGCACGACAUAUAAGGGGAGACAUAAUUGCAAGAAAUAAUUUAUGUGCUAAAUUUUGGAAUAAUCUCCGACUAGUGUUGAAGAAGAUGCUGAGUAUGGCUUUGUCAUCCUCAAAUGUCAUCCAGUCUUCUUCGCAACAAAGUUCAUUUAGAUCCGGAGAUGUGACUAAGCUGAAAGAGCUUUACCGGAUGACUUUAACUUCAUCUGACUUCGCUCAAUUGCCCGUUAUUCACCGUAUUUGGUUUUCAUAGUUGCAUCUCGAUUUACAUUCUUUUCCGCUCAAUUGUCUUUCUUUCUUUUUCACAACUUACUGUUGACUUUUCUUUUUUGAAAUCUUAUAUACUUUUUCCUUGAUUAGAUUGUUUUAUUGACUACUGUUAUUUCUUGCAAUCACAGCAAAUUUAGAUUAUUUUUUUUCAUUUAA
Impatiens glandulifera is the source of this 3548-nucleotide messenger RNA. RefSeq lists its product as uncharacterized. Gene Ontology annotation, biological process: positive regulation of DNA-templated transcription. Lineage: Eukaryota; Viridiplantae; Streptophyta; Magnoliopsida; Ericales; Balsaminaceae. Bases 76 to 3375 code for a protein of 1099 amino acids. The transcript is spliced from 6 exons. The record is from RefSeq and is a predicted model, not a curated record.